AUGGAUGAGAACACGUUGACUUCCCCCACUGGAGGUUCCCCAUUCGGUCUUCGAUCUUCAUUAUUUCUUGCUUCUCUGGUUCUUUUUCUUUUUUAUAUCACCUGGCCCUUCGCUCUGGGCUUUUCUUCUUUUUCCGACUCUUUGUUACAUCGGGCAUGUAACUAUCUUGACAACUGUCACCCAUUUCUUUUUUUUUAUUUGUUUAUCCCCAACUAUUAUUCAUCACCUCUACGGCUAUCGCAAUUGAUCCUGCCUAUUGCCGUUGAGGGUAUCACGAUCAUGGAGAACGCCUUUCUCCGUACUCCAGCCGAGUCGCUGGAGCACUUCAAGGUGUCGGAGCAGACCGGUCUGUCGCAGAACGCGGUCGUGAGGUCCAGACAACAGUAUGGACCAAACGCUCUUCCGGAAGAACCCCCGACUCCCAUGUGGGAGCUGAUUUUGGAACAAUUCAAGGACCAAUUGGUUCUUAUCCUUCUUGGCUCGGCCGCCGUGUCAUUUGUGCUAGCUCUCUUUGAAGAGAGUGACGAUUGGACUGCAUUUGUGGAUCCCGCUGUUAUCCUUACUAUCCUCAUCCUCAAUGCUGUGGUUGGAGUGACCCAAGAAAGUAGCGCAGAAAAGGCGAUUUCAGCUCUCCAGGAAUAUUCGGCCAACGAGGCCAAGGUUAUCCGCGAUGGAAUGACGCGAAAGAUUAAGGCCGAAGAUUUGGUUCCCGGAGACGUGAUCCAAGUUGCUGUCGGUGACCGUAUCCCCGCCGACUGCCGACUGCUCGCCAUUCAGAGCAACAGCUUCCGCGUCGACCAGGCUAUUCUGACUGGCGAGAGUGAAAGUGUUGCAAAGGAGACCCGUGCUAUCAAGGAUGAGCAGGCCGUCAAGCAGGACCAGCUCAACAUGCUUUUCUCCGGUACCACCGUUGUCAACGGUCACGCUACGGCUCUGGUCGUGUUGACCGGUGGCUCAACUGCCAUUGGAGAUAUCCACGAGAGCAUCACUUCCCAGAUAUCUGCGCCGACCCCCUUGAAGAAGAAGCUGAAUGACUUCGGUGACAUGCUCGCCAAGGUUAUUACCAUCAUCUGUGUCCUGGUUUGGGUCAUUAACUACGAGAACUUCAACGACCCCGCCUUCGGUGGCUGGACCAAGGGUGCUAUCUACUAUCUUAAGAUCGCUGUCUCUCUUGGUGUGGCCGCUAUUCCGGAGGGUCUGGCAGUGGUCAUUACCACCUGUCUGGCUCUGGGUACCCGCAAAAUGGCUCAAAAGAACGCAGUUGUCCGCUCUCUUCCCUCCGUCGAAACCCUGGGCAGCUGCAGCGUGAUUUGCUCUGACAAGACCGGAACCUUGACCACUAACCAGAUGAGCGUCGAGAAGAUCGUUUAUCUGACCAGCUCUGGCACUGGUCUUGAGGAAAUCGACGUCGAAGGCACUACUUUUACUCCCGAGGGCAAGCUCACCCAGAACGGCAAGGUUGUCGAGAAUGUGGCUGUUUCUUCAUCGACCGUCGCACAAUUGGCCGAGGUCAGUGCUCUUUGCAACGCCGCUACUCUUUCCCACGAUGCCAAGAGCGGAGUCUUCUCCAGCAUCGGUGAGCCCACCGAGGGAGCCCUGCGUACUCUGGUUGAGAAAAUUGGAUCUACCGAUGUCGCCCUGAACCAGAAGCUUUAUCGCCUCCCUGCGUCCGAAAGAUUGCAUGCUGCCAGCGCUCACUACGAGUCCCGUCUCCCCCUCAAGGCCACCUAUGAGUUCUCCCGUGACCGCAAGAGUAUGUCUGUCCUCGUUGGCGAGGGCAAGGAACAAAAGCUGCUGGUUAAGGGUGCCCCUGAAAGCAUUCUGGACCGCUGCUCGCACGUUAUUCAAGGCGCCAAUGGAUCUCGCGUUCCUGUGACCCAGAACCACUUGAAGCUUCUCUCCGAGGAAGUUGUUGAGUACGGUAACCGUGGUCUCCGUGUCAUGGCCAUCGCAAGCGUUGACGGCAUCUCUGGCAACCCCCUCUUGAAGAAUGCCACCACCACCGAGGACUACACCAAGCUCGAACAGAACAUGACUCUCAUUGGUCUUUGCCACGCCGCCGGAAUCCGGGUCAUUGUCAUCACCGGUGACAACCGCAAUACCGCCGAGUCUAUCUGUCGCUCAAUUGGUGUGUUCGGAACUGACGAAGAUCUCACUGGCAAGAGCUACACGGGCCGUGAAUUCGACAGUCUCAGUGAAAGUGAACAGGUGAAGGCCGUCCAGACCGCUUCGCUUUUCUCGCGCACUGAGCCUACCCACAAAUCCAAGCUUGUUGAUCUCCUCCAGUCUUUGAACCACGUCGUCGCUAUGACCGGUGAUGGUGUCAAUGACGCUCCCGCUCUCAAGAAGGCUGACAUUGGUGUGGCCAUGGGUACUGGAACCGACGUGGCCAAGAUGGCCUCUGAUAUGGUCUUGGCUGAUGACAACUUCGCUACCAUCACCGUCGCCGUCGAGGAAGGUCGUUCCAUCUACAGCAACACUCAACAGUUCAUCCGUUACCUGAUCUCUUCCAACAUUGGAGAGGUUGUCUCUAUCUUCCUGACUGCUGCCCUUGGCAUGCCCGAGGCUCUGAUUCCCGUUCAGUUGUUGUGGGUUAACCUUGUCACCGACGGUCUGCCUGCCACUGCUCUGUCAUUCAACCCCCGGACCACGAUGUGA
Messenger RNA from Penicillium verrucosum, 2658 nucleotides. RefSeq lists its product as uncharacterized. Bases 1 to 2658 code for a protein of 885 amino acids. The transcript has 4 exons. Gene Ontology annotation, biological process: calcium ion transmembrane transport; intracellular calcium ion homeostasis. Lineage: Eukaryota; Fungi; Ascomycota; Eurotiomycetes; Eurotiales; Aspergillaceae. The record is from RefSeq and is a predicted model, not a curated record. Gene Ontology annotation, molecular function: ATP hydrolysis activity; ATP binding; P-type calcium transporter activity. Gene Ontology annotation, cellular component: membrane.